AUGUCGCAGUCCACAUUAACCAAAAUAAUUCCAGAAAAGUGUGAAGCGAUUUAUAAAGCGCUGAAGCAGGAAUAUCUAAAGGUGCUGAUGUGCGACAACCUGUCGCUGCCGUUCCGGGACGAGAGCUUCGACGCGGUGCUGUCGGUGGCCGUGGUGCACCACUUCGCCACCACGGAGCGCCGCGUGGGGGCGCUGCGCGAACUGGCGCGCGUGCUGCGCAUCGGCGGCCGCCUGAUCAUCUCCGUCUGGGCCAUGGAGCAGCGCCACCGCAAGUUCGAGUCCCAGGACGUGCUGGUGCCGUGGCACCGGCCGCAGCAGCUGAGCACGCCCUCGCUGGAGCUGACGUCGACGACGACGACGACGACGUCCGAGGAGGAGGAGGGUCCGCCGCCCUACCACGCCUACACGCAGACCUCGGACAGUGACUCCUGCCGGUCGCACAGACUAGACAUCACACCUCGGCGGCGUGGCAGGACUCGGCACAAGGGGCGCUCCAUCGACCCCGCGGCGCCCAGCUCCUCGCCCAGCUCCUCUAGCCUCUCCAGCCCCAACGAGACCUGCUACAGCUUCGUCCGCAGGGCGCUACAGAAGCUGGCAGGCGGCAAGCGCAGCGGCUCGAGCAGCCGGCCCUGGUUCCUGGACUCGUGGAGUUCGUGCACCAAAGAGUCGCCGGCGGGCACGGGCCAGCGCUGCUGCGAGGAGUGUGGGCAGCCGGACUGUGCGGGGGCGAACAACGACGCCGCGGAGGACAUCCAGCCGGAGGUGGCGCCCCAGCGGCGGCAGACGCUGGCCUGCGCGCGCCGCCCCCACCUCGCGGCCUCCGGAGCCCUCGCCCACCUAUCGCCGCCCCCGCAGCUCAACUACAAGUCCAAGAGCCUCAGCGACAUCCUCACCGUGGGGCAGCGCGGCAUCGUCAGGUCGCGGUCGAGCGUGCCCAGCCUGGCGGCGGGCGACUGCGCGCUGUCGCUGUCGCUGCCCGCGGGCGGCGGGCGGGCUUCCCUGGCCAAGCCGCGUCUCGUCAAGCAGAAGCAGUCGCUGUGCGACGACGAGGCGCGCGAGGAGGCCGAGGAGGGCGAGGACCCCAGCGACCUGCGCGACCUCGUCAAGGCUCUGCCCGAGUUCAAGGUGUCGGCGGGCGGGGUGCGGCGCUGCGGGAACGUGUUCAAGCAGAGCUCGAUGAACGAGGAGCUGAUGAUGUCGACGGAGCGGCUGCGCGAGAAGGAGCGCGUGCGCCAGAACAUCCAGAAGCAGGCGUCGCUCAACGAGGAGCUCAUCUACCGCCGCCACCGCACGCUCGACUCGCUGCGCGACACCUUCUUCUCCACGUCCACCGCCAAGCGCUUCCAGCUGCUCAAGAACGGCCUCACCAGCAAGAUCAAGAGCUCCACCACCGGCAUCGAGAAGGUGGCCGGGUCGUCCUUCAAGAACGGCUUCGUGCGGAUCCUGCAAGGCUGGAAGGGCGGCGAAGCGGCCGCGGGGGCGCAGCCGCCACCCUCCCCCACGCCCGCCUCCGGCUCUUCCUUCGACGCGCUGUCGCCUCGCACGCCGCCCCCGGACUCGAAGAAGGUAGGCGUCCACAUGGGCGGCGUGAACAACAGCAACUGCUGCGAGGCGUCCAGCCGGCCGGGCGAGCGGCGGCACUCCAGGGAGGACGGCUCCGACUCGUCCAAAGACUCCAGCCUGCAGAGCGACACCAGCGUCGACUCGGAGGACAGCUUCGCGUCCGUCAUCUACGUGCCCAAGUCUGACCAGCAGCAGCAGCCGGAGGCGAGCCACAGCACUUCCCCGCUGAGCCUGCAGCAGCAGCAGCAGCAGCUGUCGCCGCCCAAGUCCCCACAGCCCGCCUCCCCCAAGCUGCGGAACGCCUCCGCGUCGCCGCCCAGCCCGGAGCCGUCUCCGCCGCCGCUGUCGACGCCACCCCCGGCGCCGUCGUUCCUCGCGCCGCCGCUGACGCCGCCGCCGUCGCCGCGCCUGCCGCCCCCGCAGCCACAGCCGCCCCCGCAGCCGCCGGUCGCCGUUUCUGUGUCCGUGGAGCCUCCGGAGGACGAACCGCCGCCUCUGCCGCCCCCGGAAGGCGCCACCUCGACGGCCACCGCCCCCGUCGCCCCCGAACCCCCCGCCGCCCCGGCGCCUUCCACCAGCCCGGCUACCCCUGCCGCCCCCGCCGUCACGCCGGAAGCCGAAGCUGACGCCGAAGCGGAGGCAGAACUCAAGAAGCAGCGCCUGCGGCAGGUGCAGGAGAUGCUCCGGACGCGAAUCACGCCUCUGGCGUCGCGAUCAUCAGGCGGGGGCUCGUCGCGGCCCAUGUUCCCGCUGGUGCGGCGAUCGUCGACGGCGGGCACUGGGGCCAGGCCGGAGCCGCUGGCGCGCCCGCUGCCUCGCCUACUCUCGCUGGAGCUCUUCAACCCAGAGACGGACGACAUGGACAGCGACUCCAGCGGCGUCUCCUCCCCGGACUCCGUGAGCUCCGUCAUCAGCGUCCUCACCGAGGAACCCGCCCAGCCGGCAGACGAUGCAGCAGGGGCGGUGCGCAGCAGCGCCGACAGUGCGCCCGCCACAUCCGACGUGCAUCCUCACCCCCGCACACCGUCGCCGCCCCCGCCGGCGCCCACGCUCCAGCCACCGCCAGCGCCGCCGCCUACACGCCCCGCAGAGGACGAGCUGGCGGCCCCCGUGCCGGCCGCAGUCGCCUCCCCGUCAUCGCUGAGCCUGCUGGAGGCUGCGGCGGACGUGGCCAGCUCGCUGGAAGACGCGGUCGACGCCGUCAUCCAGUCGAGCCCGCGCGCGCGCCGCCGCAAGCUCCACGACCCGCUGGCGCUGAUCCACGGCUGGGGCGGCGCCGGCGGCAGCGGGGGCGGCAGCAGCGCCACCGGCAGCCGCCGCGUCAGCCCCCGGCGCGAGGCACCUUCCGCCCCCGCCGCCACCGCUCCCACCCCCGGCUGGCCGGCGGAGGGCGGCGACGAGAGCUGCCGGCAGCACCUGGCGGACUUCGCGGAGAAGCUGAGCGAGAAGCUGCUCGAGGAGAUCGACCAGUACCGCGCCGAACGCAGCCGACCCGCGUCUCCACCCCCGCCGCUACCCCCGCGGCCGGGAUCUCCGCCCCCACCGCCGCCCCCGGUGGAGGCGUUCCUGCCGCCUGGCGCGGCCGCCUACAGGGACGACCCCUACCUGUCGCGGCUCAGCGAGGAGCUGCACGACCUCAGCCGGCUCAGCGAAGAGUUACACGAGCGCAACUCCUUCAUCGCCAGCCUCAACGAGAGCUGCGACCGGAGGAUCCUCGAAGAUCUGAAGAACUUCAGCUGGGAGGCGAGCAGGCGGCACCGCUCCGCCCUCUCCGAGACCGCGACACUCGCGGGCACCCCGGAGGCCGACGGGCGGCGAGAGGGCGCCGCGCCGGAACCGGAGACCCGGCGCCGCGACGGCGGACCCGUCUCCGAGGACGUGGCGCUCGAGUCCUACUCGAGACAGACGAGCGCCGACCUGACGGACGAGCUGGAGGACGAGGAGGAGGAAGUGUCCCUGCCUCCCCCGCAGCACCCGCCUCCUCCACCGCCGCCGCCCCCGCAGUUGCGCUCCGGCCUCUCUCUCGAGUCGAGCAGCGACGCGAGUGACGGGCUGCCCACGGCGAGCACCGCGUCGCUCAGUGACGGCAGCGGGGGCAGGGGGCGUGUCGGGGGAGCGUCUUCGUCCGAGGAAGCGCUGCCGCCCCCGCCGCCCCCGGAAGACCUCCCGAAGACGGAGUCGUGCGCCUCGUCGUUGAGCGGCUCCACGUCACAAGAGUCGCUGCCGUCGGACGGCGGGGGCGCCAUCACCUUCCACCGCUACUACCACGUGUUCCGCGAGGGCGAGUUGGACCAGCUCAUCGAGCGAUACGUCGAAAACUUGCACAUCAUCUCGUCCUAUUACGACCACGCCAACUGGUGUGUAGUGGCGGAGAAGGUCCAGGUGUGGACUAUCUGA
This is a messenger RNA of Schistocerca nitens (vagrant locust), 3960 nucleotides long. RefSeq lists its product as uncharacterized. Gene Ontology annotation, molecular function: tRNA binding; S-adenosylmethionine-dependent methyltransferase activity. Bases 1 to 3960 code for a protein of 1319 amino acids. Gene Ontology annotation, biological process: tRNA wobble uridine modification. The record is from RefSeq and is a predicted model, not a curated record. NCBI's taxonomy places the organism in Eukaryota, Metazoa, Arthropoda, Insecta, Orthoptera, Acrididae. Gene Ontology annotation, cellular component: nucleus; cytoplasm. The transcript is spliced from 17 exons.